GUACAAACAAGUGCGUACAUAUGCGAAAAUGUUGAAAUAUCAUGUAACUUAUAAAUCUUAAACUUGUAUAACUAAUUUUCAUUGAAAUGGUUCGUGCUCAAACUCUACGUCAGCUGCUGAUAGCCAGUGGUUUAGCAGUAUGCAGUAUCUCGGAUGGCUACAUCUUCGGCCAGAUGUCUGGGAUGAUAGAUGCAUUAAGCUCGAAAAACUCUUCCGUUCCGUCACUUACUGAAGAUGAUUUAUCAUGGAUGGCAUCUUCAAUCAACAUACUGUGUGUACUUGGCUUCGGGCUAAUGGGAUUGAUAACGGAAUUCCUUGGCCGGCGGACAGCUAUCGCAAUUGUAAGCUUACCAGUGUCAGUUUGCUGGGUCCUUAUCUACUUCGCCCACGACAGAAUUCUCCUACUUCUGACCAGGAUAGUACUCGGUGUAUGCUUUGGAGGUAUUCUGGUAUUGGUUUACAUUAGCAUUGCGGAGUACCAGCCUCCGCAAAUCAGGCCAUUGUCCAUAACCCUGAUCGCGAGUGUGGGAUCUCUUGUUGGAACGGCUCUGGGACACAUCUUGAGCAUUUUAAUGAAUUGGAGACACGUUGCUCUUAUCGGCGUCAUUCCUUCUGGCUUAUCGGUUAUCCUACCGCUUUUUUGGUUGGAGAGUCCUCCCUGGUUGGCGUCGAAAGGCCGUUUUGAAGAAAGUGAAAAGGCAUUUAACGCCCUCCGCGUGCAGAGCGAUGCGUCUGACAAUGAAUUGCGACUAGUACUUGCAUAUGAAAAGAAAAAGCGUUGUGAGAUAUCAUUGAGCACGGAAAAAGUUGUAUUUGGAAAGAAAAUUGCCGUGGCUGUCAGGCAGAGCUAUUUUUGGAAGAUAGCCAUGUUCAGUAUUGUCAUAUGCGUGUACCGAGUAGCGAGUGGCCGUAUUUUGUUCAGUACAUUGGCCAUCACGAUUUUGCAAGAUAUAACGGGGACUACAGACAUUCUUUUAUUCACUCUAACAGUGGAUGGGUUGACCAUAAUGGGCGCGGUGUUUUCGUGCUAUUUUUUGUGCAGGUUUAAAAUACGUGGUCUGUUUUUUACAUCUGGUGUUAUUGCUAAUGUAUUUUUGGUUAUAUUUGGACUGUGUUUGUAUAUGUUUCCAGACAACAAUCUAUAUUUAUCGUGGACGAAAGUUUCACUACUCGGUUCUUAUUUUGUGAUCAUAUUGGCCGGACCGUAUCCUAUUUUGGAUACAUUGAUAUCAGAGAUAUUUCCAAUAGAGAUUAAAUCAUUUUGCAUUGUAAUUAUAGGUUCCAUUGGAGGCACUUUACAGUUUUUAAGUAUAAAACUUGUACCUACCAUGUUGCCAUUAAUGGGAUAUCACGGAAUAUUUUUUCUUAAUGCAGCUAUUAUAUUUUUAUGUCUCCUAUAUAUGUGGUUUUACUUACCAGAAACUAAAGGCAGAAGCCUUCACGAAAUAGAGUAUUAUUUUAAAAAUAAUACUUUUGAUUAUGGUAAAGAUCUAUUUAUGUCAGAACAAACAAACGAUUUGCUGAAUGAAAGAAGUUAAAAGUAAAUUUAAGUAGUUAUAAUAAUAUUCAAAGCAAUCUAAAAUGCUUGCAUACGUAAAUAUUUAAUAUAAGUAGAGAGUUCUUGAGAGAAGUUACCUGAACUGUAAGUUUCCCAUCUUCUCUGUUAGUACGAAAAGACAAACAGACAGUUUAGUACUUUUCAAAAUUUAUUCUAAGGGCACAACAUUUUUUUUUUGAUAUCACUGCAGCAUGGUUACUAACGAGUGAGAUUAAAAAAUUUAGAGAUUGAUUAGAUAAAAUUUUGAGAUGAGAUUUAAUUUCGUAGUGCUUAUCUUUUCCAACCCUUCAGUUCUAUAUUAAAACCCCGACGCAAAUCGACAGGAUUAUUAGUUUUACGUGUCUUUCUGUGGCAUUGUAUUUCUGGAACGCAUGAACUGAUUUUGUUUUGUCUUGUUUGAUAGGUGAAUUAGUCGGUAGUUUUCUUGCCUAUGUUGGAUGAAAAUCGGUCCAAGAAGGCCAUGGCAGAUUAUAAUUUUUUUUCAACUCUCUCAAUAUGGGU
Messenger RNA from Pararge aegeria (speckled wood butterfly), 2059 nucleotides. RefSeq names its product facilitated trehalose transporter Tret1-2 homolog. Gene Ontology annotation, molecular function: transmembrane transporter activity. The coding region runs from base 87 to 1538 and encodes 483 amino acids. The record is from RefSeq and is a predicted model, not a curated record. Gene Ontology annotation, cellular component: membrane. The transcript is spliced from 3 exons. Gene Ontology annotation, biological process: transmembrane transport. NCBI's taxonomy places the organism in Eukaryota, Metazoa, Arthropoda, Insecta, Lepidoptera, Nymphalidae.